ACCCGGAAACCCACGUUAAACCCUGGAGGUUGUCUGCUGCCCCAUGUUUGCCUCCCAGCUCGUGCUGUUACAGGUUUUGUUCCUGAUGGUCCCCGAAGGCGUCCGGCUUCAGCCGUCUUCCUCCCCGACGGGGACGGAACCCACCCCUUCGGACCUGGAACCAGGAUCGCGGGCCGGGACCCGUCAGUCCCUCUCCGAAGGGACUGAAACUCCCUGGACUGUGCCUACAGGCUCCACGGUGAGCCCUACAGUAGUAACCCCCACGGUGCGCGGGAAUAGGACCGUGGACCUCUUCCCAGGUUUACCGAUUUGUGUCUGUGACUUGACUCCUGGUACCUGUGAUAUAAAUUGUUGCUGCGACAGGGACUGCUAUCUUCUCCACCCAAAGACAGUUUUCUCCUUCUGCCUGCCAGGCAGUGUGAGGUCUUCAAGUUGGGUGUGCGUGGACAACUCUCUUAUCUUUAGGAGUAAUUCCCCCUUUCCUACAAGAGUUUUCAUGGAUUCGAAUGGAAUUUGGCAGUUUUGUGUCCACGUGAACAACUCAAAAUUAAACUAUUUCCAGAAGCCCCAAAUAGUCAAUGCAACCAAUUUCCAGGCGCUGGCUGCAGAGUUUGGAGGAGACUCAUUCACUUCAACAUUCCAGACCCAGUCACCAUCACCUUUUUAUAGGGCUGGGGACCCCAUCCUCACUUACUUCCCCAAGUGGUCUAUAACAAGCUUGCUGAAGCAGCCUGCUGGAGUUGGAGCUGGGGGCUUCUGUGCUGAAAACAAUCCUGCAGGUUUCUUGGAAAGUAAAAGUACAACCUGCACUCGUUUCUUCGAGAACUUGGCAAAUAGCUGUACCUUGGCUCCAGCCCUCAAUGCUGCCUCUUACUAUAACUUCACAGUCUUGAAGGUUCCAAGAGCUAUAACUGAUCUGCAGAAUGUGAAGUUCCAGGUUCCUGUAACACUCGUCUCCCAGGUUGAUUCUCCUCUGCUGGUGGGAAACAUCUGUCAGAAUGUUGUCUCCCAGGUCAUCUAUGAGAUAGAAAUUAAUGGGACCUUUGGAAUCCAGAAAGUCUCUGUCAGUUUUGGGCAAACCAACCUGACUGUGGAGCCAAGCGCUUCCUUACAGCAACACUUCAUCAUUCGCUUCAGGACUUUUCAACAGAGCACAGUGGCUUCUCUUACUCGUUCUAGAAGUGGGAAUCCUGGUUAUAUCGUUGGGAAGCCACUCUUGGCUCUAGCGGGCGAUAGAAUUUAUCCAAUGACCCUGCUUCAGAGUCAGGGUGAUGGAACUUGCUCUGUUAAGAGAUAUGAAGUACAAUUUGGAGUGAAUGCAGCAUCUGGAUGCAAGCUCAGACUGGAAAAGGGGGACUGCACCCACUUGCAACGAGAGAUUUAUCAGACUCUUCAUGGAAGGCCCAGACCAGAGCAGGUUGCCAUCUUUGGUAAUGCUGACCCAGCCCAGAAGGGACAGUGGACCAGGAUCCUCAGCAGGAACUGCAGUGUUUCAGCUAUACAUUGUACUUCCUGCUGUGUGGUACCAGUUUCCCUGGAGAUCCAGGUAUUGUGGGCAUACAUAGGUCUCCUGUCCAAUCCACAAGCUCAUGUUUCAGGGACCCGAUUUGUAUACCAGUGCCAGGUUAUUCAGGAUUCUGAAGUAUCUUUGACAACUGUUGUGACCUUUGUGGAUAUUACCCAGAGACCAGAGCCUCCAAGGGGCCAACCCAGAAUGGACUGGAAGUUGCCAUUCGACUUAUUCUUUCCCUUCAAAGUGGCAUUCAGCAGAGGAGUAGACUCUCAAAUCUGCUCAAUCUCACUCAUCCUCACCCUGUGUCUUUUACUAUGUGGAUUUCUCAACUUACAAUUUAAAUGAAAAGAGGAUAAGAAUCUGAUUAUAAUUUUCCCUAUGGGAAGUUCUGAAGCAGCCUGCUUAUAUUGGCUAAAUUGACCCUCACCUGCUUGAAACCAGAGGCCAGCAUUUAGGAUAGUAAAGAAUCUAACUGAAUUAAUCUUUGUGUAGGAAAGACGGCCUUUUAGAAAAGCAAUAAGAAGACAUCAUAGCUCUGCUUGGGACUUCACAGACCACCAGCUAUAUACAUUAGGUUCGCUGCUUCUUAAACAGGAAGAAUCAAAAGAGCCCUUCUUCCAGCAAUUCAGGUUAUAUUUUGCCCGCCUAAAAGUUUGCAAAAUCAUCAUACAUUUGCUCACAGAUAUGAGCCCAGCAUCAAAUGGAAAAUGUUCCUUUCUCUAGCAAGUGAACCUGGAAAAAGCUGCCCUCUGGACUUGACAGGAGCUGAUUGCUUAAAACAAAAAACUGCAAGCUGUUACUUUGUCCAGCUCCUCCCUGGGGCCAUACACUCUUUGCCCUCUUACUGGGGAAAGCGGUUCUUUCCACUCAGUUUUCAAAAAUGAAUGUAGAAUCCCAGCCCACUUGUCUGCCAGCUAAUGACUUCACCACUCACUUGUGUUCUUACCUUCCUUCCAGGGUGAGGAACUAUAAAACAGACUGGGAACUUUGUUGUGUCAAUUCCAGCAGCACGCAAAAGUUAAUUAACACACGAUCUGCCCUGUGAUUAUUUUUGUAUGUGUAUGGGGUUUUAAAAAGAAAAACAUUCACACUUUGUACAUAGCAUUCAAAUCAAGGGACCUUGGUUCUUUUCCUGGGAGACACACCAGUGAAGACAGAGUUAUGUGGCACUGAGCAGCGAAUGUACUUUUGCAGCCUAAGGCAGUAGCAGCUGACAGAGGGCAAUACAUAUGUGCAUGGUUGAGCCCUACCUGCAUGGCCACCUCAGAGAUUCUGACUUGCAGAGCAAACUACUAAAAGGUAUUGCCCUAGUAUUCUUAGGUGAAGAAUUGGUUGGAAAUUAUGAUAAAAAAAUUGGGGAGCAGGAAGCAUUAAAAGUUUUAAGCCUCUUGUUUCCUGACCCUGGACUGGUUAAGGCAGAUGUGGGUGAGAUACCUGUA
Messenger RNA from Condylura cristata (star-nosed mole), 2952 nucleotides. It is a transcript of the gene TCTN3, whose product is annotated as tectonic family member 3. The transcript has 14 exons. Lineage: Eukaryota; Metazoa; Chordata; Mammalia; Eulipotyphla; Talpidae. The record is from RefSeq and is a predicted model, not a curated record. Gene Ontology annotation, biological process: smoothened signaling pathway; cilium assembly. The coding region runs from base 44 to 1858 and encodes 604 amino acids.